CAAAACUGUGCCCCACACAACGUCGCCUUGAAAUAUCGUUAAGUUCACCACCAAGCUACAUGCAACAUCAAGAAUGGUCUCAGCUUUUGCAUUGUGAAUGAACAAACGUUUGCCCAAAAUGUACUUCCAAAAUACUUCAAACAUAACAAUAUGGCCAGCUUCACACGACAGCUCAAUAUCUAUGGUUUCCGAAAGGUAAUUCGAUUGGAGAAUGGAAAGAGUGGCCAGAAGAUACCAACUACAGAAUUUCAACAUCCAUUCUUCAGAAGAGGAGAAUCCAAUGUUCUAGAACACAUCAAGCGCAAAGGGCAGCCAAUGAAAAUGGAGGAUGUGAAACUCUACACUGAAGAGUUGCAAAAAAUGAUGACCGAAGUGCAAGAGAUGAAUCAGAAACACAGUAGUAUGAAUGCCAAGUUUACCAAACUGAAAAAGCAAUAUACAACACUUUGUCUUGAAAUGAAAACUCUGAGGCAGAAGCAUGGUGAGCAACAGCGGCUGUUAACACAGAUUCUUCAGUUUAUCCUGAAGUCGAUAAGUAAAAAUCAGAUGGCAAACAAAAGCAGUACAAGGUCAUUACCAGCCAUAUGUGAAGCUGAAGCUUCCAAAUGUCCUCGUCAGUAUUUCCAUAUCCCAGAGGAGAAAGAGAAAGAAGCUAUGGAGAUAUUAAAAGAUGGUUAUGCAAUUAUUGAAGAAAAAUAUAAAAAUCUCCUUGACGGUGAUUUACCGGCUUUGAAAAAUGAAUACAAAAACUUAUUUUCAUCUGGGGACCAAGAAAAUGGAGGCAAUGGAAAAGUCACUCAAACGUCAAUUCAAGAUGGACCUGUGAGUGAGGAGUCAGUGAUCACCGAUUUGAAUUUGGCCACGCCGGAUAUACGAGACCUAAUAACUGCGGAACCCUUAGGACAGGAAACUGAAGAUAUGCCUUUCGAUCUGGAGGCUUUGCUUUCUCAGGACAUCAAUUCAAUCUUGACUGGGGAUGACUCACAUAUUCUGUGUGACCCUAUAAUGAACAGGGAUGAAAUGCACUCCACUGAUGAAGAUUUGAUGGAACUAAAUUCUCUUCUGUCUAAGAAUAAUGUGAAUUACACCUCUGAUCAUGUCAGUGAGAGUUUAACUUUAAUGGAAAUUGAGGAAGGAGAGAUAAGUCUACUUGGUGCCAAUGGAAAAACAGAUGAGCUAUUGAUGAGUGAUUUUGGAGAAGAACAUGAAGAUUUUAGUGACCUCCCUUCAGAAGAUGUGAAGAAGCCAUCGAAUUUCUUCCCAGGUUUACGUGACCAUGAUUAUGCAGCCCAGAAUAUUUCUUCUCAAGAUGUUACAAGUCCUACUGAAAAUGUUACUCCCCCCUCAUGUAUGGACACCAGUGAAGAGUGAAAGCGAUUCCCCCUGCCUCUUUUGUAACUCUGUUAGCAGUUGUGUUGAAGAAUCCAUUACAGUUGAUCCUUCUACUUGAGUUUAGUUUGAGCUCCCUACAAUCUAACUUUCUGGUAGAAAACAGAUAGGAAUUUCUAACUUUGUCUAGCAUAUUUCCCUUUAUCACUUAAUCACAGCAGAAUCUGUAACUUUAAAAUGUGUUAAUAUUUUUGCUCUCUUGUACAUAAGCACAAUAUCAUAGUUGGGAUAAAAUCCAGUCCACAUGAAAAGGACAGGAAAUUCAUCAAAGUUAGGGGUUAAUAAAAAGGCCCUUUUUUUCUAGUUUUAAAGCAACAUUCUUCCAAUACUUUGUGUCCAGAAUAGAAAUUUGUGUUAAAUGCCAAAAACUACAGUAGGUUUCUAAAUAAAUAGCAAAUCUCUGUGAUUAGUUUCUGCUUAUAGGAAAAAAUACAUCAUCUCAGAAUUUCUUGAGACAGAUCUGGUUUCGAAAAAUAAUGUUAUUUGUCAACUCUGAAAAGGAUGGCUCUAAAAUUUUCCUUAG
Messenger RNA from Chinchilla lanigera (long-tailed chinchilla), 1912 nucleotides. Its product is annotated as heat shock factor protein 3-like. Gene Ontology annotation, biological process: regulation of DNA-templated transcription. The transcript has 12 exons. Gene Ontology annotation, molecular function: sequence-specific DNA binding; DNA-binding transcription factor activity. The record is from RefSeq and is a predicted model, not a curated record. NCBI's taxonomy places the organism in Eukaryota, Metazoa, Chordata, Mammalia, Rodentia, Chinchillidae. The coding region runs from base 151 to 1371 and encodes 406 amino acids.